AUGUUGGAAGAUGAAGAAAAUGGAUUUGAGGAAGAAGAAGAAAAGGGAGAAGAGGGUGAAAUGGAGGAUUUUAAGGAGAGUAAUUUGAAGAAGAAAAGGGUGAAUCUUGGUGGUGGUGGUUCUGGAAUGAGAGCUCGGGUCGGUGGUGGUGGAGUUGCUCAACCGUGUUGUGUAGUGGACAAGUGUGAGGUUGAUCUGAGAGGUUGCAAGAAGUAUUAUCAAAGGCACAAGGUUUGUGAGGUCCAUUCCAAGGCUUCUGAGGUUAUAGUUUCAGGGGUGAGGCAGAGAUUCUGUCAGCAAUGCAGCAGAUUUCACGAGGUCUCAGAAUUUGAUCAGACAAAGAGAAGCUGUCGCACGCGUUUAGCAGGCCACAACGAGCGGCGUAGGCAGAACUCUUCAAGACUCGUGAAGAGGGCCCAAACCUCAGAGGAUUCAAGAACAAAGAGUUUAGGCACCUUAAUGGCUUUCUCUGAGAAGCAAAGUUACAGGAUCACCCGGAUGUCUUUCUAG
This is a messenger RNA of Fraxinus pennsylvanica, 510 nucleotides long. NCBI's taxonomy places the organism in Eukaryota, Viridiplantae, Streptophyta, Magnoliopsida, Lamiales, Oleaceae. The record is from the annotation of a GenBank genome assembly.